Malus domestica (apple) is the source of this 711-nucleotide messenger RNA. Its product is annotated as dehydration-responsive element-binding protein 1A-like. The record is from RefSeq and is a predicted model, not a curated record. NCBI's taxonomy places the organism in Eukaryota, Viridiplantae, Streptophyta, Magnoliopsida, Rosales, Rosaceae. Gene Ontology annotation, biological process: regulation of DNA-templated transcription. Gene Ontology annotation, molecular function: DNA-binding transcription factor activity; DNA binding.
AAUAUCAACCUGCUGCUGGCUUCGUUCUCCGACGAGGAGGUCAUUUUGGCAUCCAGCACGCCGAAGAAGCGAGCGGGGAGGAGAGUUUUCAACGAGACAAGGCACCCGGUUUACAGAGGAGCGAGGAGGAGGAACAACGACAAGUGGGUGUGCGAAAUGAGAGAACCAAACAAGAAGAAGUCGAGGAUAUGGCUCGGAACUUAUCCAACUGCAGAGAUGGCAGCUCGGGUGCAUGACGUGGCAGCAUUGGCCUUUAGAGGGAGGCUUGCCUGCCUCAAUUUUGCAGACUUCGCAUGGCGCCUGCCUGUUCCGGCUUCCAUUGAUUCAGUGGAUGUCAGGCGGGCGGCCGAGGAGGCUGCAGAGACAUUCAGGCCAGCUGAGUUUGGCGGAGUGUCGGAAAGUGGGGAUGAUGAGAAGGAGAGCAAGAAAAUGGAGGGGGAGAAGGAUUGUGGAGGUGCGGAGCAAAGUGGCAGCUCGUUUUACUUGGAUGAGGAGGAAAUGUUCGCCAUGCCAAAGUUGCUUGAUAGUAUGGCCGAAGGGCUUCUGCUCUCUACACGUCGCCGUCCAGGUGGCAACAUGAAUUGGGAUGAUAUGGGAAGCAAUGAUGACGUCAAUCUGUGGAGCUUCUCAAAGCAAUAGAUAUUUACACAGGUCUAUCCAUCAUCCCGAAGGAUACUUUCCGUUUAUUUUUAAGAAACUAAUGAAAAUGAU